This is a messenger RNA of Vitrella brassicaformis, 1218 nucleotides long. NCBI's taxonomy places the organism in Eukaryota, Vitrellaceae. The record is from the annotation of a GenBank genome assembly.
CUCUGUACACGCCCGCCAGCGGCCUUCGAACACGGACAGCCAUCCAUCCAUCCAUCCAGGCAGGCAGGCAAAAAGACCGUCAUUUACUCACUAUACACACACUAAGCAUUCCUACCCUCAUCAUCAGCCAGCCAGUUUUCCCCACCUCAGUGCUCAUCUUGCUAAGCUGCUCUGUAUCUGCCCUCAGUGUCCAUUGGCGCCCCCUCCCUGUCCGCCUCGUCCGAUGCCGCGAUGAAGUCAUUGAGCAGCUCCAAAGUCUCGCGGGGCUUCUCGCUGUGCACCCAAUGACCUUAACACAGACAGGCACAACAACACACGGUGCUCUGACGGGUGGUCUGUGCCCGGUGGGUAGACACCUACCAACCUACCUGCGUCAGGGAUGACUUCGAGCAGUGCGUUUGGGAAGUGCUCGUAUAUGGCGGGGAGGUAGUGGUUCUCGAUGAAGCGCGACUCGCUGCCCUUGAUGAACAGCGACGGCUGAUGAUACGUCAGGGAGGCUGGGUACUCCCAUCCCGCCAGCUGAGGGUAACACCUGCCGUCAGGCACACAAAUCCCACGCACAAUGAGACAAAUACGCAUAGAUGGCGGCAGAUCGGCUCACCCACCGCAUGAUAGCGCCCACGUUCAUCUUCCAUCCCCAGGUGCCGUCACUUCUCUCAUGGGCACUCUGAAGCAGGAAUGCCCGCAGCCCCUCCGACAGCCACGGCGCCCUCUUCUGCAGCAGUGCAUCGGCCUCCUUCCGGUUGGUAAUGCCCUCCUGCGCCAGAUGGAUGGAGUGCACCAGCUCCACUACGUCGCGCGUCGAGUAGCCGUCACGGUUCUUGGGCGACUCCACCGACAGAUAGUCCACCUGCACAGACGGGACGUACACGCAUUCGCACAUGGAUGCCUGACGUGUUCCCUCUGUCUAUCUGUCCGCCAGCCGCUCACCGGCGCCAUGUCGAUGCAUCCCAUCUUCCUGACCCUGUCCGGGUGCAUCAGUGCCGUCGCCAUGGCCACCUUGCCGCCCAGUGAGUGACCCACGAGCACCCACUCUUCAAUCCCGAUCUCGUCCAUGAGGUGCAGCGUGUCGGCCACCAUCGCCUCGAUGCUCAUGUCGUCGUGGUGCGGUGAGCUGCCAUGGUUUCUCAGGUCAGCCACGAUGCAGCGCGGCGCGUGGAUGGCCUUGGCGAAUGAGUUGAAGUUGAGCUUGGAUCCGAAGAGGCCGUGCAGCAGCAU